Messenger RNA from Cygnus atratus (black swan), 975 nucleotides. RefSeq names its product POU class 2 homeobox associating factor 1 (gene POU2AF1). Gene Ontology annotation, molecular function: DNA binding; POU domain binding; transcription coactivator activity. Gene Ontology annotation, biological process: positive regulation of transcription by RNA polymerase II. The record is from RefSeq and is a predicted model, not a curated record. Lineage: Eukaryota; Metazoa; Chordata; Aves; Anseriformes; Anatidae. Gene Ontology annotation, cellular component: RNA polymerase II transcription regulator complex.
AUGACUCUGGCCCAGGAUGGCACAGCUUCUGCUCCAGAACAACAACCGCAGCCUCGCCCAUACCAAGGUGUCCGUGUCAAAGAGCCAGUGAAGGAGCUAUUGAAAAGGAAACGGGGAAAUGUUCACAACACCAGUACAACGGCAGCUACAACGGUUGUUUUGCCCCAUCAGACGCUCCCUUCCUAUUCACCAAUGGGCCAGCCUUGCAUCGAUAUGGAUGGUGCUGCCCCCGCGUUGCCUGUGACAGAUGAAGGAGCACUCUGUUCUGGCUGGCUCUCCCAGCCCUCCCCCACAUCCUUGCAGCCUUUAACCCAGUGGACCCCUUACCCUGACUACGUGUCCCACGAAGCAGUCAGCUGUCCAUAUACCGCCGACAUGUACGUGCAGCCGAUGUGUCCCAGUUACACGCUGGUUGGACCUUCCUCUGUUCUGACUUACACUUCUCAGCCGCUGAUCACCAAUUUUGCACCCCGAAGCGCCACCCCAGCCAUGGUGCCGCAGCUGGAGGUGUCGGAUCAGCAGCCACCCCUCACGUACUUCCCAUGGGCACAGCCCCUGUCCACGCUGCCGGCCUCCACCUUGCAGUACCAGCCAGCUUCUUCCACGCUCCCUGGGCCCCAGUUUGUGCCCUUGCCCAUCUCCAUCCCUGAGCCGGCCCCCCAGGAGCUGGAGGACGCCCGACGGGUCAUCGGCACGCUGCCCAUUGAGAAGCUGCUCCUAGAAGACGAAGACAAUGAUACAAUUCUACAUAUUUAUGCAGCUAAAGGUAUGAGGGCGUUUGCGUUGGCAGCUGCAGAGCGCAUGAAAGAGCUGCGAAGACUUGAUGCCAAGGAACACCGAGGAAAGGUAACGCGGACCAUCUUCUCCUGCAAACUGUAGUGUUUGGGAUGGGCACAGACUGCAUGCCUGACAGCAAGUGAUGCCAUGAAAAUCCACCGGCCUCUCUGGUACUGCAGAGGAAGCCUGGGGCAGUGA